GGGUGAGGCCGAAGUCGUCGGGCCGGGAAACGAAACUGGCUGCGGAGGCGAGAAAGGAAAGUGGAAGCAGGAGGCACCUAUAAAGAGCCGGGCGCGGCGGCGCGGGAAGCAGGGCGGCCGCGGGGCCCAGCCGACGGGCGCGGAUUUCAAAUACAGUCUGGGAUGGCUUCUGCAGAAACUACUUUUGAGGAAGAUGUUAGUGAUGAGAGUGGGAGUGAAAGGGACAGCAAUGAGGAAGAUGAGACUAAAUUCAUGGAUAGUUGUAUGGAAGACAGGUUUUUAUCAUCUGAAGUAGAGGAAAGUGAAGAAGAAGAAGAAGAAGAAAACAGAAGUUCUGGUGUGCUGAGAACUGAAGAAGAAUUGUGGCAGGUUUUGGAAAGUGAAAGAAAAGAUUCCAGAAAACUCUUGGGCAAAUGUGGUUCCCAAAAUCCUGAACUAAGAAAAUGUCUUGGAUUUCUGAAGAAAUUGUCCUUAUAUAUUUGGAAAUCUAUAUCACAAGCUACGCAUGUCAGCUUACUAAAUGACUUUGUUGAGUCUGAAUUGUUUGUGAUUGAUGGGGAUUCUUUACUUCUCAUGUGGUUAUACAAAGAGAAAGAAUAUCUACCCUUCUUUUAUCUAGUUGAAUGCUUUCUGCUUGAUUUCACUCAAAAAGGAGCAAAAUAUAUAAUCGUCUUCUUCAAGGAUGCAGAACAACUGUAUCAUAAUUAUCCUCAUAUCCUUUUCCUACGUACUACACUAAUACAACACCUGAAGCAGAACACUGACAUCGACAUUCAUACAGGGUUCUUCAAUUGUUUGUCACCAGAAUGGCAGAUUUUUCUCAAGGAAAUUUAUCCGUACUUCAUGAUAAUAUCUGACACAGGACUGACCUCUCUCCAAACAGACUAUUUACAAAUACUUAUCAGUCACACCUUGUCAAAGAAAAUAAAUGUUGUGCUCACUUCAGGACAGGAGUCUGAUACUCUUAGGGUUCAUGGAUAUCAUGUCCGGAGCAUGUAUAUGCACAGGAAAUUUUUUCAGCAGCAUCAGAAAGAUUUUCAACGUGCUUUGGAGACCUUGGUUAAGUACUUGCAAAACUCCCAGGAUACAACAUUGUGGUUUUAUAAACAUUUAAAUCUGAGCUUGAAAAGUCUGCAAGAAGAGGUAUGCCAGACUGUCCUGCUGCUGAAGCGUAUGUGGCCAGAAGGAUCUAACAUUAGACAAGUUCUCUGUGUUCUUACAUGUGCAGUGGGACUAAAAAUGUACAGCCACAUGUUAGAAAAUGCAAACGCUUCUGCAAAAGAAAAGGAAGGAAAAACAGAACACUUCCCUCUGGAGGAGAAGACUGGAGCAUUAGCACUGGAAGAUGCAGCUGACCUGUGCAGGAUGCACUGCCUUAGUGUGGCCUUUCUUUUUCAUUUGCCUCUUUCACAACGAGCUCGUAUUAGGAUCACCCAUUCCCACUGGACUCAACAGGCUUUACCAUUUAUAAUUAUGCAACAGCAAUGUGCAUAUUUUAUUCUGAAGCAACUAACUGAGGAAAGUGGCUGGAGAUUAAAUUUAACUUAUCUGCCUGAUUUAAGGGAUAAGUCACUAUUGAAGAAUCUUGCAUAUUACUAUGAAACAGAAUAUUGUACAGGCUUAGAUUUGGAAUUGGGUAAGGACCUGAAGACUGAAUACCAUUAUCUCUGGGACACUGUGACCACACUAGCUGCCAAGUGUAAUUUUGGAGUUGCUUUCCCAGUGCGACACACUUCACAUCCAUUCCUUGAAGAGAAACAAAAAGUGAAAGAUACUAGUAACUCUAAAAACACAAGCACUAAAAGCAAACUUGCAAUAAUUGACUCUAAGGAAGAAAUUCCCAACAUAGGGCUUAUCCCAUUGAAAUCUGAUGUUGUCAAAGAUUAUGCUGGAGCUGUCUUGAAAGACUUGCCUUUUUUAAACAGUGAUGAUCCUGCAGUUACUUCACUUAUUAAAGAAAAAGAAUUUGAUGAACUUCGGCAUUGGCAUUCAGGCAAACUCCUCAGUGAUGAACAUGACAGAGCACCAUGCAGCCAUGAUGCAAAAUCCAGAGAGCCGGAGGAAAGGUAUACAGAAAUUACAGAAAUUUACAGACUUUAUGGAAGAUCGCUGGAAGGGGACAUUUCCACGACAGUUGUCACCCAGGCAGAUGUGCCACUGGUGCCAACAAGCACUAAUGCAGUUGAUGUACACAGAAAAAAAUCACAUAAAAGUAAAGCAGAAAUAAUUAGAGAAGAAAACCAGAAGCAGCGAAAAGCUAAGCAGGAAAAGAAAGAACAGGAACAAUGGGAGGCCCUGUCUAUGUCAAUUGAAAAAGAAAUUAAAGAAGAUGUUGCCUUUGGAAUAAAUAGACUGGAGAAUUUCCUCAAGAAAUGUCAGUCUCAAUCUGUGAAAUUUUCAGCAGAAAUGGCAGGACUGCAUGUGUGUUUUGACGUUUGGAAAGAACACUGCAGAAAGCAAGAGGGUAAAAAUUCCAAAGAUCUAAGUAUAGCUGUUCAAGUGAUGAGAAGAAUUCAUGAAUUGCUUGAAAAAUAUGAGGAACUAUUACAGAAAUCACAUCAACAAAUGUUGGCCAAGUGUCUGAACUACCUUGGAUUUGAAAAUUUGGCGUGCUCUUUAUCCAGCCAGAUCACAGAAAGAAAUAAUGAGAAAAUAGUCAAAUAUGCUACUGAAAUAGGAGCAGCUCGUUUUCAGCUACAAUAUAUGGGUUCUUACUUGUUCAGAGAUGAGAGGAGUGAUCCAGAUCCCAGAGUACGCCAUUUUAUACCAGACACGUGGCAGUGAGAGCUUCUUGAUAUUGUGGACAAUAAUGAUGCAGUGAUAGUUGCUCCUACUUCAUCUGGGAAAACCUAUGCAUCAUAUUAUUGCAUGGAGAAAGUUCUGAAACAAAGCAAUGAAGGAGUAGUUGUAUGUGUUUCUCCCACAAAGGCCCUUAUAAACCAAGUAGUGGCAACUAUAUACAAUCGAUUCACCAAGACACUGCCUGAUGGAUUAACACUAUGUGGAGUUUUCACAAGGGAUUAUCACCAUGAUGUCAUGAGCUGUCAGGUACUAGUGACAGCGCCUCAAUGUUUGGAAAUCUUGUUGCCGUCUCCGCAUUGCCAGAAAUGGGUGAAAAGGAUACGAUAUAUUAUAUUUGAUGAGGUACAUUGUCUAGGUGGAGAAAUUGGAGCUGAAGUUUGGAGGCACCUUCUGGUUAUGAUUCAGUGUCCAGUUUUGGCUCUGUCCGCAACUAUCAGUAAUCCAGACUAUUUUACUGAGUGGCUGCAAUCAGUAAAAAGAUACUGGCAGCAAGCUGAGGUUACAGUGAAAGAAGAAAUGUCCACAGCUCCCAAGAAACAUGCAAGGACGCCAAAGCUACAACCCCCCUCAAAAUCACAUACAGUUAGACUAGUGCUGCAUGGAGAAAGAUACAAUGAUCUAGAAAAGUAUGUGUGUUCUUUUAAGGAUGAUGAUUUUGUCUUAGAGCACUAUCACCCAUGUGCUGCCCUAACAGUGAAUCAUAUUGAGAAAUAUGGUAUUCCUUCAGAUCUUGCCCUAUCUCCCAGGGAGAGCCUUCAGCUGUAUGACACAAUGGUAAAAGUCUGGCAGGACUGGCCAGGAGCACAGGACUUGGAUCCUGAGGAGUUUCUCUCUUUCAAGAAUAAAAUAGUAAUAAAAAAGGCAGAUGCAUGGAAAUAUGAAGAUGAACUGAAGAAAGAACUAACCAUUUGGACUGCACUUGGCCAAAAAGAUAAGGUAAUGAAAAAUAUGUAUCCCUUUGUAGGGUGUAAAUACAAUAUUAGUGCAGUAAAAUUGCUAUGCCAUUCAUUUUAAAAUGUCAGUAGUUUUCAUUUCUUUUAUUAUGAUUUGAAAACAUUUUCUAGUAUCCUUGUGUGAUUAUCCAAAGCACCUAAGGGAGUUAGAGAGCAGUGUCUAUUGUUGAUGUCAGUAAAAAAUGAUACCUUGGUAUUUAUGGCUGCUCACAGACAUGAAAACAAAAAAAAACAACCCACGAUUUACUUUCAAUUUAGUGCACUCCCACACUGAGCCCAGCAUGUAUCCAGAAGAGGGAGCAUGUUAUUGCAGCAUCUGUAUAGAUCAGGCACUUUAGUGGGACCUUUUUGCCACUUUUUAUCUAAUGACUGAUUGAAUCAGCUUUAGAUAAGAGUCAAAAAGCCUCACUGAUGCACCUGAUCUAUGCAGAUACUGCAGAGCUGGGUCAAAGUAACAUGCUGCUGCUUCCAGGAAACUGCAUUUUUUUCCCCUCCCAUGUCUGCAAGCAGCCUAUAUGGUUUGUUAUACUAGAAUGCCAGCUAUGGCACAGUUAUUGUUGAGAAUCCCCUUCUGUGUAUAAACCCGUUCUUAAGUGUUCUAUAUACCACCUGCUUAGUUAGAUUUCUCUGAAAUUCUUGUCCAAUGAAGGCAAAGGUAGGUUUCAAAUUUGGCUUCAUUUGAAAAAGAGGAUCCUAGCAUAGAGCCUCCCACAAAAAACAGCCUUUUUAAGCUUGACAGAUUCUACCAGUUUGCAUUUGCCUACACCUGGGUAUCAGAACUUGGCUCUGAGUGCCUAAACUAGUCCCAGAUAUUUGCCUCUUCUGGAUGGCAUUUACCACCCUUCUAUGGGAGCAUAAUUGAAAACAGGCAUGGGCAUAACUUGUGAACCAAAUGGGUAGCAUUUUAUAUGCAUGUACAGAGCGGCUAAAAGGCUUUGCAAGCUUCCAUUUUCCUGAGUGGAUACUACAGUGCAUAAGCACCAACUUCUAUUUUGCUGGAGGGGCCCUAAGAUGAUGUACAUAUACUCCCCACCCCCAGUCUGUGGGGAAGGGGGGUGUGGAUACAGGUGAUGGGUGGCGGGGCAGGAGGAGGUAUAGGCGAUGCAGCAGGGAAGUGGAGGGGCACGUGCCGCCUGAGAUUUCUGCACCCACAGUGUGGGGUGGGGCUGCAGUGGGGCCAGCCCAGCCCUGGGCAUGAGCCACCUCCGUGGACAAGGAGGCAGGACCCUGUGCAGGUGGGAGCACAGCACUGCCAUGGCUGCCAAGGUGAGGUGCCCUGCCCACCUGGCAACAGUGGAGGGGGACACAACUCUCCACUGCCGCUGCUGCUAUCGCUGCUGCACCUCACCUUGGUGGCCGUGGCGGCACGCCGCUCCUUCAUGCACCCGGUCCCACCCAUUGGACCACAGAGGCAGCUCCUGCCUGGAGCUGGUCCAGCCCUGCUGCAGCCCUAUGCCCCGUGCCCCAAGGUGGGCACAGAAAUCUCAGGGGUGCACAUGACCUCCUUGCUGUGUUGUCUUGGGCCCCUGCCCUCGGCCACAGCAUGUGUUUUCCCUCCCCAUAGACUUACCUAGAGGGAGCUGUGGGAGGUGUCUUCCACCACCUGGCACCCCCUGCCUCUGAUUGCCUUCCUCGCUCCCCCCAGGCCUGAAUGCUGCCAGCCUGCAAGGUGAAACCCACCAUUAAUGGAGAAAAUCCAUGUUUAUUCUUAGUGAAUGAAACGCCCAGAUCCCCGGCCUCAGUUAUUGUUCCUAAGAAAUAUUACAUAAUUUUCCUCAGGUUUGGGCUCCUACAGCCCUUUUCCCAAUGGGGGCCAGGGCCCUUGGGCCCCCAUGUACUCAGCGCCUAUGACAAAAUGUAACAUAUAAUAGCUGUUGGACCUAGCUAAACUGAGCCAGCAUCAGCUGAAACACAUCCUUAAACCCAUGGACCACACUCAGGGAGAGCAAGGCAUCCUAGGCAAGUGUUCUAUCUAUAGUUUCAUAGUUUCAUAGUUUCUAGGGUCGGAAGGGACCUGAGCAGAUCAUCAAGUC
This is a messenger RNA of Alligator sinensis (Chinese alligator), 5788 nucleotides long. RefSeq names its product probable ATP-dependent RNA helicase DDX60. Gene Ontology annotation, cellular component: cytoplasm. The record is from RefSeq and is a predicted model, not a curated record. Gene Ontology annotation, molecular function: ATP binding; nucleic acid binding. NCBI's taxonomy places the organism in Eukaryota, Metazoa, Chordata, Crocodylia, Alligatoridae.